This is a messenger RNA of Vespula vulgaris, 10905 nucleotides long. RefSeq names its product attractin-like protein 1 (gene dsd). The coding region runs from base 807 to 4745 and encodes 1312 amino acids. Gene Ontology annotation, molecular function: protein binding. Lineage: Eukaryota; Metazoa; Arthropoda; Insecta; Hymenoptera; Vespidae. Gene Ontology annotation, cellular component: Golgi apparatus. The transcript has 12 exons. The record is from RefSeq and is a predicted model, not a curated record.
CAGAUCGGUCCAAUGGUCUCUCAAUAUCAUCGGUACGAACGUUCGCGAAGUUUGCCGAUCGACUGGUCAGUAAGAAUUUUUCUUUCGGACGUACGCGAGAGGCGUUCGACGGGCUAGGAGAAAAACUGCUCGCUCGAUCGAUAACGUUCACCUUCGAGUCGUAUUUCUCAAUAAUUUACACGUCGUAGCUCGAUCGGAUCCGUCGCAGAGACGAGGACGCGUUUUAGGUUAUUUCGGAUCGAGACGCGUCGACGACGAGGUUGGACGAGGUCACGCGCGUAAGAGACGGAUAUCGGUCGAGCGACGACGACGUACGCGAGUGCGGGAUAACGCGUAGAGGAUCGCUGGAAGCAACAUGGCACGAGAGGGAGUUUGAGGAUUUUCGGGGGAAAAGUCGGCGAACGCUCGGAUUGAAAAAAUGGCGGGUGAAGUUCCGGGUAACGGAAGGAGAUACGGUCGGGAAGGUUCGGUGUCGUUCGGCUGAGUUCGGAGUUUGCAGAGGACGCUCGCGAUCGAGGGCCGGCGAAGGGGAGCCGCCGUCGUCGUUCGAAGACACAGCAUGCACAGACAGCACCACCGUGCGAAAGUGGAAGGGCGGCGCGAGCGGAAAAGAGGGAUCGUGAGCGGCGGAGAAGCAGCGCGCGAGACCCAGAGAAGGCAAGAACGAUCGAGGGACGACGAGUGUGCCAGUAACGGUUAACCGUCGCGCUCGAGAGAGGCGAAAGCGCGUUCCUCUUCCGUAUGUGUCUUCUUCUUCUUCGGUGCGUCGUCGUCGGCCAUUGUCUCUGACAUGGAAGCCUACCAAAAUGGCAGAGAUCGUGCAGAUGUUUUUGUUUCUGUAUAAGUCGAAGUACCGUCGGAAACGUCGUCGGCCCUCGCGGCAAGUAGAGCUGACACGCUUUCAAGAGUGCGGUGCGAUCACGUUGCCAUGCUUGCCUCCGCUCUGGUGGGCGGCGUUGCUCUGCUGUUGGCUCCUGCACCUUACGGCGGCCUCCUCCUCCUCCUCGACGACGACGACGACGACGACGACGACGACGACGACGACGACGGAACCGAGCUGCGACAGCGAGAGGUGCAUCAACGGGGAUUGCGUCAAUGGUACUUGUUUGUGUCGCGAGGGAUGGCAGGGUUCGGCUUGCCAAUUCUGCGGUGGCAAAGUCAGAUUGACGGAACCAACGGGAAGCAUUCACGAUGGUAUCGGCAACUACACGGCGGACGUGAGGUGUUCCUGGUUGAUCGAGAGCAGCCCAAAUUCCACGAUACGCAUGCACGUGGAGCUGUUCGCGACGGAAUGCGGCUGGGACCACCUGUACAUCUACGACGGUGACAGCGUCGAGGCACCUCUACUCGCGAUAUUCAGUGGUCUCAUGCACAAAGACGGCUAUCACAUACGCCGCGUGCCCGAAGUAAUAGCACGAUCCGGCAGCGCGUUGCUGCACUUUUAUUCGGACGUUGCCUACAACAUGAGCGGAUUUAAUAUCACUUACAAGAUCAAUGCCUGUCCGACCAGGUAUUCCUACGUCGAUUGUUCUGGCCACGGUGUCUGUAUAGAGGGUAUGUGCGCGUGCGAUGCCUUAUGGACCGGAAAAGCCUGCGACGUCCCGGUGUGUCCAAAUAAUUGCUUUCACCACCGUCUGCACGGCGAGUGCAAUAGAUUGAAGCGUCGCUGCGACUGCAUACACGGUUACAAGGGAGUGGACUGCAGUCAAAAGAAAGAUCAUGGAUUCUGGGAGAACGUCGCUUACAAAGACUUCUCUCCCGAAGGUUCGGCCAGUCAUUGUGCCAUCGUUUGGAAAGAUUCCCUCUACGUGGUCGGUGGUGAGAGUUUUCAUCGUGCCAAGAUGAUAUACGUUUACGAUUACAAUGGUAACGUCUGGGAAACCCCUCACGUGGAGGGCAAGCUACCCGCGCCUCGAUACGCUCAUUCGUGCGUACUCUUCGGAGACAAGAUAUUUAUGUACGGUGGCGUCGUACAAAAUUCCACCGUCACCAACGAGAUCUGGGCGUUCGACGUCUCGGCUAAAGUUUGGGAAAACGUUACCGUGCACGAUCAUUGUCGCAACAAGACGAUGUGCGGACCGCUUAAGGUAGCUGGGCAUACGGCGAAUCUCGUGCAAAGUUACGGGGAAAAGGAGAAAAUGGUUGUGAUCUUUGGUUACUCGCCUCAGUACGGUUACUUGAACACCGUCCAGGAGUAUUACUUGGGAACGCGGGAGUGGCAAAUCGUCGAGACGAUAGGCUUCCCCGUGAAAGGGGGCUACGGUCAUAGUUCUUCUUACGAUCCUCUGACGCAUUUGAUAUACGUCUACGGUGGGUACGUGUCCGAGUCGCAGAGCACUCAGGUUCUGACGAACAGACUCUACUCCUAUCAUCCCAAGUACCGCGAGUGGAGAUUGCUAACGGCCGCGCCGUCGGCCCGAUUUUUUCACACCGGCGUAUUUAUUUCCGGCGGUCUGAUGCUCGUCUUCGGCGGUAACAUGCAUAACGACACUCAGCACUCGCACGGUGCUAGGUGUUAUUCCGCGGAUACCAUCGCUUACGACGUUACCUGCGACACGUGGCAACAUUAUUUCAUGCCGAGGGAAAUGACCGACCUACCGAGAUACGGGCACAGCGCGACCGUUUUCGAAGAUUCCAUGUACAUCUACGGAGGCUUCGACGGUCAGAUGCUGUCCGACAUGUUGAGGUAUACACCGGGACAUUGUGAACACUUGAUGAAACAGAACGAGUGUCUGAACGCGAGGACAGGUGUAAAGUGCGUGUGGGACAAUCAUUCAGGUCGGUGUGUCGCGAUAACGAAAAUACCGCGGCAUGCGUUGCUCGAGGACGACAUGCACGAUGGAAAGUACAUGAGGUGCUUGGACGACACGCCGCCGCGUGGAAUGACCUCGCAUAAGGAAUUGUGCAAGCUCCUAACCGACUGCGUCGCUUGCGUGCAAACGUCGUACAAUUGUGUUUGGUGCGGUAAAAGUUGUUCCUACGAAAUAUGUCGGGAUAACGCCAAUUCGCCGGCCACCGAGGUUAUCAAGGAUUUGGAAAAGUGCGACGCGCACACUGGCGUCGAGUGUCUGCAAUUGCACAACUGUCACGCUUGCUCCAGCAAUCCGCGUUGCAUAUGGUCUUGGUCGAACGGUCCGGACCGUUGCAAGCCGCAAUCUAAGACGCGCGAGAUCAGCAGUCUGAAUGGAACCAUACAAGCUCAGCGCUUGACGAUGGAAACUUGUCGAAGUUCAUGCGCGGAGUAUACUUCCUGUAGGAAUUGUACAGAAUUCGAUUGCAUUUGGUGUCAGAACGAAGCAAAGUGCGUCGACAAAAAUGCAUAUCCCGCUAGUUUCCCGUACGGCCAAUGUCGUGCGUGGACAACGAUCGAGGCAAGGUGUCGUGCUACUGGAAAUGGAAGGGAAUGGUGUAGCUUUUAUUUAUCUUGUUCGGCGUGUAGAUCGGAUCCCGGUUGUGGGUGGUGCGACGACGGAUCCGGUACAGGCAAAGGACAGUGUUUGCCUGGUGGCGCUCGUGGUCCAAGCAGUAGGAGUUUAGAAACGUGUUCGCUCGAUCAUUGGUACUUUACCACGUGUCCAACUUGCCAAUGCAACGGCCAUAGUAAGUGUCUUCCAAACAGCAGCGUUUGUAUUCAACCGUGUGGAAAUUUAACUUACGGACAGAAUUGCGACAAAUGCAUACCCGGUUAUUACGGAAGUCCUUUGAACGGAGCAACGUGUCAACCUUGCUCCUGUAAUAAUCAAGGCACGCAGUGUUCUAGCGAGACCGGUAAAUGUUUUUGCACGACCAAAGGCAUCGUUGGAGACCAUUGCGAGCGUUGUGACGUAACGGGUCUUUAUUACGGCGAUCCUACGAACAAAGGAUCGUGUUUUUACGACUUGGCUAUUGAUUAUCAAUUUACCUUUAAUUUAAGUAAAAAAGAAGAUCGGCAUUAUCGAGCGAUCAACUUUAAGAAUUCCCCACCGAAAGCUGAUAUCGAUGCCGAGUUUUCUAUAACUUGUUCAGUCCUCGCAAAGAUGAACGUUACUAUUAAAAGACCAAACAGUCUAGAAAAGCCACUUCUUUUGGGUGCCAAUUGUACGACAAGCAUGUAUAAGCAUCGCUUUAGCAAGGCAGACUACAAUUUUGGUAGCGAAGAGAACAAUACGUUAACAACGUUCUAUGUAUACGUUUAUGACUUUCAGCCACCGUUGUGGAUUCAGAUUUCAUUUUCUCAAUAUUCAAAGUUAAAUCUGCAACAAUUCUUCAUAACUUUUUGCACAGAUUAUAUGCCACCACACAGGUGUUUCCUUGCCCUACUUCUAGUAGCCGCAAUUUUAUGGAAGAUCAAACAAAAGUAUGACAUGUAUAGAAGAAGACAACGACUUUUCGUGGAGAUGCAACAAAUGGCCAACAGGGCGUUUAGUCAAGUACUCGUGGAAAUAGAGAGGCGAGACGUCGUCGACAACGACGCUGACAGAGGUGACGGUGAAUAUAACAAUUGUCGAAAAAAGAAAAAGGAUGCACCUAGUCCGAUCGCACUGGAGCCCUGUUGCGGUAACAGAGCAGCAGUCUUAUCCUUGCUAGUCAGAUUGCCUACCGGUGGUGAGCCGUUUACUCCAGCUGGACAGAGUGCUGGCUUAGCGGUAGCCUCAGCCUUAGUCACAUUGGGUAGUCCGCGGAGACCUUCCCAGGAAUUAACGACGAAGGAAACGAAAAAAACUAGAAAGUCGGCCAGUCAACAUCCGGAAUCCACUUGUAUUUAGCGAUAAGCCGAAGAAAGUAGACAAAAUGCAAAUGUUGCAACGUGACUACGAGCCUUAGAAUCGUUUCUGUGAUCUUGCCUGUAUUAGUGGCAGGACAAUCGAUUAUCUUAUAACUAUGACAGAACGACGUAGCAAAUGUCAAUGUCACACAACCUACGUACAUACGUUGUGUGCCGACGACAAAUUUUAUAAGUGGUCAAAGUUCAUUCUGUCGUCGAACGAAGAGAACCGAAGCGUCGUUAAAACUUGGCUACGUCUUCAUUCAAAGAAAAUGAGCGAGAAGAUACUUUAAUCAAGAAAUGAUUUUUGUAUUUAUCGUCUUACACGAAAAUUUUCGGUAAGUAGUACUCAUUUUGAAAAUUUAUUUAAACGUUCGGUGCGAGACGGUUUAUCAAGUAAGACGAUUUCUUCACGAAUUUAGAUAACUUUUCAAACUGUUUCUCGAAUUCAUUUAUACAGCGAAUAAAACAAGUAUCCGUGUUAAAAAGUUAUUCGGCUUUUAAGUAACGUACGAAUACUUGUUUACUCGCUAUAGUUCCAAUCAACGAUGUAUAUUCUUGUAUAUAUAGUAUUUGUUAGAUAACACUAUUUUGCUUUUAUCGUGAAAGAUACAAUAUAAUUGAGAACGUGCUUAUUUUCUGAUUAACGAUGUAUCGAAACAAUUUACAAAGUAGUUUUUAUUGCCACACCCUUACGAAUGUGGUAAAAUACGUUUACUCGAAACGAAUAUUCAUGUUUCACUUAUAUUUCGUAUCUUUUGCGUUCAUCAAAUACAUUAACGGCAAUAGUACAUCAUACAGGUAAAUAUAUCAUGACUUCCAACAUAUAUUGGAUAAAAAUAGUGGAUUUUUAAUAUCAUUUUUACUAUUAUUACCAUCAUUGCCAUCGUCGUCGUCGUUGUUUUCGUCGUCGUCGUCGUCGUCGUCGUCGUCGUCGUCGUCGUCGUCGUCGCCGUCGUCGUCGUCGUCGUCGUCGUCGUCGUCGUCGUCGUCGUCGUCGUCGUCGUCGUCGUCGUCGUCGUCGUCGUCGUCGUCGUCGUCGUCGUCGUCGUCGUCGUCGUCGUCGUCGUCGUCGUCGUCGUCGUCGUCGUCGUCGCCGCCGUCGUCGUCGUCGUCGUCGUCGUCGUCGUCGUCGUCGUCGUCGUCGUCGUCGUCGUCGUCGUCGUCGUCGUCGUCGUCGUCGUCGUCGUCGUCGUCGUCGUCGUCGUCGUCGUCGUCGUCGUCGUCGUCGUCGUCGUCGUCGUCGUCGUCGUCGUCGUCGUCGUCGUCGUCGUCGUCGUCGUCGUCGUCAUGUCAUUGUUGACGUCGUUAUUACAACCAUUAUUAUUGUUAAAAUAAAAGAGGAAUUUUUUUUUUAUAUAUAAAUAGGAAUCUUAAUAAACUAAUUGAAAUUAGUUAAUAAUUUUGACACUGAGAAAAACAGAUUUGCCACGAGUGCUUUGAAUGUAUUAACAUAACUUAUGAAUAACUUAUAUUUAUGUUAAAGCAAAAGUUUAUAUAUCGAUAGGAAUCAAAAAUCAUGACAAGCAAGAGGAUAAAUUGUAUAUUUUCAUUUGGGUAGAAGGAAAGAGUAUUAUGGUCUGUAAACGAAUGAAAAUAAUGGAAAUGUGUAACGGUACAAAGUUACUGUUUAUACUAUCCUUUUAUCCUAAGAUAUGUGUGAAUAUUAAAUUCUAAAUUAUUGCAAGCGAAUGGAGUUUGCGUUAAGAAUGCAGAACUUUGUGUCCUUGUAGAUAGAACGAUAAUUCUUCAUCCAGUUUUGUACUUGAGUGGAUUGCGUAUUGUGCCAAAUCAAUUUAUCGUAUUGGUCUAAAGUCAAAUAAAAAGAAUAAUAUUUAUUAAUAUACAAAAUUUAGCAGAAAAUGUAUAAAAAGGAAUAUGUAUAAAGAUAAAGAACAGAACAAUCCAGGCUAAAAUGUAUUAAUUAACGUUAGUUUUUUUUCUUUUUUACAGACGAAUAUUUCCAUGAAAUCUUCAUAAUUUUGUAAUUAUCUAGAAGGCACUGCUAAUCAUUUAUUUACUUUGUUGGAUGAACCAAAGAGAGAAGGUUGUCAAUUUUAUAAUAAGUUAUGAUCUGGAUUGUCUUGUGCUAGAAAGUGUUUCUAUCUUAUAAAGUAAAAAUUAGUGCUGGUUUUGUUUCAAUCUUCUAACCAACGUUUUCUUCCAAUGUUUCAAUAAUAACGUGUACAAAUUUUUAUCAUCUUUUACUUAUUAGCUAGUUGUUUGUAUUAAGCAAAAUAUGAUCUCAUCUCUGCAUUGCUUUUAUUUUUACUCGAGCGUAUGUUAAUCUUCUAGAAAAAAUAAUGUCCAAUUUGACGUUUAAUUUUAUUCUUAAAAAAAAAAAAAGAAAAAGAAAUAAAAAAAAAGAAAAGAAAAAUCUCCAGCACUAAGAAAAAAUACAUCUACAAUAUUCGUAGUAAUUAUAUAAUUAAUUUGCUGAGAGAAAAGAUAAAAUUUUUGCACGAUGCAUUUCUCUAAGUGGUUAAAAUACUCAUAUAUAACUUUCUCUCUUUUUCUAUAUAUAUAUUUUUUUUAUUAUUAUUUUGUUUAAUGGGAAUGUUACUUCACAAAGGUGCUGCCAGGAAAGUGUGCGAAUAAGAUUUCGUUCGACACACAAUCGUGUAAGUUGCUGCAAAGAAGAAUGGUGUAAGUCAAAGAAAAAAAAAAGUGAAAUUGAAAUGCAGAUAUUUGUCUCCUUUUCAAUAUUCGAUCUAUAUUUAUUCGAACAAGUGCAAUUUCCAUUAAUUUAAUGUAAAAGCAGAUGCGACUUACAUCAUUUCUAUAUUAUCUUAGGUCUUAUACGUUAUAAAUAUUUUACUAGUAUUCUCGUAUUUUUUUAUGCAACGUAAUAUUCUAAUGCGUUGUUUUAAUAUUGCGACUGGAUCCAAAUGUUAUCCAGUUUCAUUUUUCGACUCGUGUUAACUAAGCAUUUUUUACUCAACUUAACGAGUACUACAUGUAUGCGCUUUCAGCCAUGAAUUUUUUUCUUUUUUUUUUUUUCUUUUUUUUAAUAUCUUUAAUAUAAAUAUAUCGUCCGAUUACCUUCGACAGGGUUGUCCAGAUUUUAAUUUAAGCUUUUAUAAGCUUACGUUUUAUUCACGUAAACAAUGUACCCUAGUACGGAUAAGUUGUUGACGUAAAAUUUUAAUUAUAAUUAUUAUUAUUAUUAUUAUCAUUACCACGAUGGAUGGUAAUAUAUAUAUAUAUAUAUAUAUAUAUAUAUAUAUAUAUAUAUAUAUAUGCAUAUAUAUAUGCAUAUACAUGUAUAAACGUACGUCGUGUUUUUUAACACAAAACAAAUUUCUUCUAAUGUUAUCAAAUGCGAAUUGUUGAAUGUUAUGUAUAUAAGUACGACGUUUUCUUUUUAUAUACUUAAAAAAUAAUACACGCAUUACUCGAAUAUUAUUUACCACGAUUAAUUUAGAUAUUAUAUUGUUUUAAAUAUAAUUCUGCAAGGAACGAUCAAUCUGCAAUGUUGACUGUUACUCUUAUGGACAAACAUUUUACGUAGCAUUAUGUUAUUACUGCCAACCCUUGUCGUUUAUUUAUCCACUUCUUAUUGAAUUCUCUCGUGCGCUUGUCUUCUAUAAGAGAUUAGAGUUCUUGAAAAAGUAUGAAAGAAAACCAACAGUCUCUCCACGAACUUGCUAUCGUUAAAAUCCAAACUUCCUCAGCGAUGUCAUACACCAUUGUUGUUCAUAAUCCCGAUCGCAUAAGGAUCUUCGAACAGACAUCGUUUCUUUUUUCUUUGUUUUCUCUUAAUUUUCGAAUAAAAGUACGUACGUAUCAUCGUAGCAUCUCUUUCGACGAUAAAAACGAUGGCUGCUGGUUGAAUCCUAUUGCGAUUUAAAUUCGUCCAAAAAAGAUAAUUAAAGAGGAUUAAAGAGAAGAGCAAUCUUAAUACGAGAGGGUUUUCUCUCUCCCUCCCACUCUCUCUCUCUCCCCCUCCCCUCCCCCUCCCCCCUCUCUUUAUAUCUAGGAGUCAAGGAGCGUUAUUCAGUCAUAAUCUUUCUAUUAGUCGAAGUCUUUAGGUUUAGCCGUGUAAAUAAAUUUAGUUUGAGGGUGGCGUGAUGUGUGUACGUGCGUGUGUGCGUGCGUGCGUAUGUGUACACAUUUACAAGAGAUUGUAAAGAAAAAGAAAAAACGAUAUAACGAUAUCUUUAGUUGUAAGGAAAAUACGGUAAUUCGUGUACAUGCCGUAUUAAACAUCUAAUUAAAGAUCACGACGAAAAUUGAAAAUGAGCGAAGGUCGUAAACGAAAUUUAGAAGAAGUAAUUGUACACGUAUAUACAUAUAAUAAUAUCAAUUUGAAUUCUCAUUCGCAAGAAUAGACGGAGAGAGAGACGUGAACAAAUACUUAAUAAUUUAGAUAGAUAGGUACAUUAUACAUAUUAUAAAUAUAUAAAUACAUAUGUGUAACUUGCAACAAUUUUUCUAGAACACAAUCGAAAAUAUUUAUUUUUAUUCAAUGCGUAAAUGUAAGCGCGCGCGAGAGAGAGAGAGAGAGAGCCUUCGAUAAGAAAAAGAUUAAGAAAAAUAAGCCCUUAUUGAAGUCGAGAAAGUAGUAUAUAUGAAUGGAACGUGUUACAUCUCGACGAACCUUAUUGUAUAUUUACUUCUCGCCUCGACACGUAAACAUACAUACAUACAUUUAACGGAUACAUCGUGUAUGUACAUAUUACAUAUAAAGGAGGUAAUGUAAUUUGUACGCAGAAUAAUUAUCAUUGCCUUGUUAUUAUUAAUCGCAUUGAAAUUUACAAAGAUGAAAGGUUCUAAGUGUCAAAGAGAUGUCUAAAGUAUUGAGAACACAGAGCGUCUUACCAAAGUUACUAAAAUUAAAAUGUAGAGAAAGCGUGACAGAGAGAAAGAGAGCAAGAGAGGGAGGAGAGAGAGAGAGAGAGAGAAUGAACGGAAGAAAGAAAGAGCGAACGUGGUCACAUUUCCGAAUCUUUCUAAAUAAACAAAUUUAAUAAUGUAAAUAUAUAUAAGUAACGAGCGAAAAUGAUAUUUUCUUUGUAUUUCGAUACUUAGCACCUUUCGCACUUUGCCUUCCUGAAAUUGCUUGGAGUAAAUAAAACAUCUCCGUUUCGUACUGUAUGCAAUACCUAUAUACAUACAUACAUAUGUAAUCUUGAAUUUGUAUGUACAUAUAUAAGUGCGCGAUCCCAAUUGGGUAACACGUAAGAUAAAGGAACGAGACCGUAAACAUCCUAUCGUAACGUUCCAUCGUUUAGGAAACUAUUCAUUGCUCGUAAAUGAAAGGUCAAAGGAAUCCUUGAUGACGAUUCGACAAAUGUGCUCUACGCAAUUCUUGGAAAAAUAACGUCAGGGUUGAAAAGAUAAAAUUCAUUCUUAACUUACGAGCGACGCUAACAAGAAGGCAGCUGAAACAUAUUUUUCAAAACCGUCGUGAAAUUGUAUGGGACGUGUACUCGGCUUAUUUGACGCACGUUAUACGAAUCUAUACACCCACACGUACACACGCGCGCGCGCGCACACACACAAGUACAUUUUCUGCACAUUAUUUCUCAUCCGAUCGUGUGUAUUCAGCUUUAUCUAGUCUUUAAAGGUGUGCAUGGAAUUUUUAAUCGUUCGCGGAGCCCCUGUAAAUUCGCAGAAGAGAUUUUUUCGUCGUCGUUUUAUCGAAUGCGAUUUGCCAUCGUCUUAUCGUGGCAUUCAAAUUUGACAUUUUAUCAAGAACCAAUGAAACGUUAACUGUACGAUCGCAUGAAAUCGUUCCAAUUAUCGAAAAUUAUUGAAAAUUAUGAGACAACGUAUUUCGUUUCGAUUCGUUCGAAUUUAUUGAAACGUAGUGAAAAGACUGGCAAAUGGCAUUUCUUCGAGGCAAAGAUCGAGAAGACGUAGAAAAGGAGGAGAUCGAAGGGAGAAGAAUGUCACUUAUUUUAGACGGAGAGACCGAACGAUCGCAAUAUAAUUCGUGUUUCUUCGUAUAAACGAAUGAAAGAUUAGACGAAAAUUUGAAAUUAUUGAUCGUAUUAAUUUUUUGUUAGAGAGAGAGAGAGAGACGUUAUAACGCGUAUAGAGACACGUAGGGACAAGAGAGCGAGCGUGUGUCUAAAUAAUUGAAUGAAUGGAACGAGACAUAUAUUGUAUUAUAUUAAAUGAAACAGAUAUUGUUUAAAUAAAAUUGAUAUACAUAA